AUGGCAACACCCACGAACGAAAUGACGCGUUCAAACUCAACAGACUCUUCGGCGUUGUCCAAUAUCAUGGUCAACAAUGCCGCGGCAGACGAAGGCUCCUCCGACGACCUGCCCAACUCCACUCCAGCCACCAGUCUUCCAGACGGCGGCAGCGUGGGAUCAGCCAAGUCACGCGUCCAUGCAAUCGACCCACUGCCGGAAGAGUCGUCGAGACGGCCCAAGCGAGCGCGUACAGGACCUUCUACAUACAAUGUCAAGUCUUUGCUGGAUGCUCAGGAAGGGGCAGGCAGCAGCUCUAGCCGCAACGUCUCAGGCUUGACUGGGCGGACCCUUGUCGAUGAUAAGGACGACGGGGCUCUCCUGGGCAAGAAGGACGACGACGGCACCAUUCCAAUGGACUGGGUGCCUACCGAGCUGCCACCACGAAAGUCUGGUAAGCUUCAACGACGACCCAGCGUGAGGGAUAAGGUGAAGAAGGCAGCGAACAAAGUGGGACAGGUCCUCGGCAAGCGCGGAAGAGACGCAAUGGAGGCUGGGAAGCGGAAAUUGGGCAUGAAUGAGGUUGAGGAGAGCCCGAAGCAGAGUAAGAUUAUGCGGGAGCUGGACAUGGGACCUAAGGGUGUGCUUGAUGAGAUGGAUCUGAGUGAUGACGAGUUCGUUGCACCACCUCCACGGCCGGCAAAGCGUGCGAAGAUCGAGGCGGCUACGGCCAAAGAGCUGUCCAAGCCUACGGCACCUCCACUUAAGAUUUCCAGUGGCAAGCAGGAGAAGACAUGGCAAGUGCAGGGCCUGUACGUCGGUCAGGAUGUAGGGAUGGACCCAGCGAAGAAGGGAGGACAGAAGAAGCUGCAGAAGAAGCGUCCAGGGUCAGCUGGAUCGGAUGGCUCUACGAAGCCGGCAGCGGACGAGACGAAAGCAGAAGAGGCCGAGCCAGCUGGCCAGAAGGCGUCAUACAUCACAUUGCCGAUGUUCGAGUACCUGGACAAGACCCGCGACUUCAAAAUUCCGUUCGACAUCUACGCACCUUCACUCAAGAAGGGUGACGAGAAGCCCAAAGACUGGAAGCAAGUCAACAAGAACCGUCUAGUUGGCGAGGCUAGAGAGCUGUGGGAGAUGGAGAAGCUGCCAAGCUCUAUGCCUCCUUCCAAUUCGGACGAGCAAGGCUGCGGAGACGACUGCUUGAACCGGGUCAUGCAGUACGAGUGCAACGACGACAACUGCAGCCUAAAUGCCGAACUGUGCAGCAAUCGCGCCUUCUCAGAGCUAGCAGCGCGCACGCAGAAAGGCGGGCGCUUUGACGUUGGCGUUGAAGUUCUUCAAACCGGGAAUCGUGGUUUUGGCGUCCGUUCCUGUCGAACCUUCAAAGCUGGCCAGAUAAUCAUGGAGUAUACUGGCGAGAUCAUCUCCGAAGGCGAAUGCCAGCGGCGUAUGCGGGACGAGUACAAGGACAAGCAGUGCUACUACCUGAUGGAGCUGGAGCGUGGGCUGGUUAUCGACGGCACGAAGGGCUCGAUGGCUCGCUUCAUCAACCACUCCUGUUCUCCAAACUGCGAGGUGCGCAUGGUCAAGGUCAACAAUACGCCACGUAUGGCUGUCUUUGCCGCCGAGCAAGGCAUUAUGACUGGGCAGGAGCUUACAUACGACUACAACUUCGACAACUUCGGCGCGACCAAACAGGUCUGCCACUGUGGUGCUGAGAACUGUCGUGGCUUCUUGUCGAAGCGGCUGAACGCCACUGAGCGGAAGAAGCUGGAGCGGGAGGAGAACGACCGCAAGCGGAAGGCGGCUGAGGAAGCACAGAAGAAUGCUGAGAGCGAGGCGAGGAAGAAGAAGAUCAACACUGAUCGUGGCUCGGGCUGGAGAGGUUGGCUCGCCGUCGAUGACCCGGAAACGAAGGAGAGGCUGAGAGCGGAGAAGAGGGAGAGGGAGGAGGCGGAAAAGAAUUCGAGCAGAGCUCAACGCCUGGCUGCUCGUCGCCAGUCGUUGCCUGCUGCUGCGCCGGCUGAGAAGCCUGCCCGGGUGCUCAAGAAGAAGAACAGUGCCCGCCGGAAGACGACCCAUCUUGAGGAGAAGGCUGCCACUGCUGAGCCGGAGGAGGAGGCGAGAGAGACCUCAGUCACAGAGUCCACGAGCCUUACCACGACGCAUACCCGCACCGUCUCGAGGGGGUCCAAGUUCCACGAGGAGCUGGACCGUCCGACCACCGCGCAAACGCAGACUUCUACUAUUACGAAGAGAACGGAGGUCUCUGUCAGCACGACCGAACUCCUGGACGACGAAGGUACUCUCGGUGACAGCGAGCCUUCUUCCAAAGAAGCAGGUGAAGAAGUUCGCGAGCAGGCAGAACCCUCUAAGAAGGGCUUGUCACGCACAGCUUCAAAGGGCAAAGACGUGAUGAAGAGUGUUGGAGAAGCCGUUAGGAAAGGCUUGAAGGGCAUUGAGAGGGCGCCCAGCGGGAGCAAGAUGAGGCAGAGCACGCUGUCGUUUGCUAAGAUCGAGUAG
This is a messenger RNA of Saxophila tyrrhenica, 2502 nucleotides long. RefSeq lists its product as uncharacterized. Gene Ontology annotation, molecular function: histone methyltransferase activity; protein binding. Gene Ontology annotation, cellular component: nucleus. NCBI's taxonomy places the organism in Eukaryota, Fungi, Ascomycota, Dothideomycetes, Mycosphaerellales, Extremaceae. The record is from RefSeq and is a predicted model, not a curated record. The coding region runs from base 1 to 2502 and encodes 833 amino acids. The transcript is spliced from 2 exons.